GCCUCGCAUCCCCCCAACCCUCGCCGGCUCUUAUGGGCAUGAAACACUCCUCCCGCUGCCUGCUCCUCCGGAGGAAGAUGGCGGAGAGCGCGGCCGAGAGCGCGGAGGCGAGCACUGCCCCCCCUCAGCCCCCUCAGCCUGUCGUCCCACCCAAGCCCGUGCAGUGCGUCCACCAUGUGUCCACGCAGCCCAGCUGCCCAGGCCGGGGCAAGUUGUCCAAGCUGCUCAGCCCCGAGGAGAUGACGUCACAAGACUACUACUUUGACUCCUACGCUCACUUUGGGAUCCACGAGGAAAUGCUGAAGGACGAGGUGCGGACGCUCACUUACCGGAACUCCAUGUACCACAACAAACACGUGUUCAAGGACAAGGUGGUGCUAGAUGUUGGGAGUGGCACGGGGAUCCUCUCCAUGUUUGCUGCCAAGGCGGGGGCCAAGAAAGUGUUUGGGAUCGAAUGUUCCAGUAUUUCUGACUACUCAGAGAAGAUCAUUAAGGCCAACCACCUGGACAACAUCAUCACCAUAUUUAAGGGGAAAGUGGAAGAGGUGGAGCUGCCUGUGGAGAAGGUAGACAUCAUCAUCAGCGAGUGGAUGGGCUACUGUCUCUUCUACGAGUCGAUGCUCAACACGGUGAUCUUUGCUAGGGACAAGUGGUUGAAACCUGGAGGGCUUAUGUUUCCAGACCGGGCAGCUCUGUACGUGGUUGCCAUUGAGGACCGACAGUACAAGGACUUCAAAAUCCACUGGUGGGAGAAUGUCUAUGGCUUUGACAUGACCUGUAUCCGGGAUGUCGCCAUGAAGGAGCCCCUGGUGGACAUCGUGGACCCAAAGCAAGUGGUGACCAAUGCCUGUUUAAUAAAGGAAGUGGACAUUUAUACGGUGAAGACGGAAGAGCUGUCCUUCACAUCUGCGUUCUGCUUGCAGAUACAGCGCAAUGACUAUGUCCACGCCCUCGUCACCUAUUUUAAUAUUGAAUUUACCAAGUGCCACAAGAAAAUGGGGUUUUCCACAGCCCCUGAUGCCCCCUACACCCACUGGAAGCAGACCGUCUUCUAUUUGGAAGACUACCUCACUGUCCGGAGGGGGGAGGAGAUCUAUGGGACCAUAUCCAUGAAGCCAAAUGCCAAAAAUGUGCGAGACCUCGAUUUCACAGUAGACUUGGAUUUUAAGGGACAACUGUGUGAAACAUCUCUAUCUAAUGACUACAAAAUGCGUUAGCGCGCGCGCGUGCGGGGAGUUUCAGAGAGCGAGAGAGAAAGGGGACUCUCACCCCACUCUGCCACGCCGCCCGAGGGAAUGCUGUUAACGGGACUCCACACUGGGAAAACCAGAGCUUUCUCCUCUGCCUUGAAGACUGGUGAACUUGCCAGGGCCCCCAUGGACCCCACCAUGACAGACAGCCUCUAGCUCUUCCACUCCGCCCCAGAAGCCCUUCAUUGAAGGGUUUAUUGCCACCAAAAAAAAGAGCCAUCUCGCGCUGCAGCUGGGGCUCCGAGGAUGGAACCGUACCCCUGUACCCCCCUUGUCCUCCUCAACUGUGACUCUCUGGACCUUCCAAGUUUUGCAUGCUGCAGGCAUCUAGGACAGUUUGCUUCCACUAGAACCUGGAGACGUAGUGUCUUUGAUAGUAUAAGCCAGAUUUCCUGUGUGUGUGGUGGUGUGUGGCGUGCUUGUGUGGGUGUGGGUGUGCAGCAAUAUAUUAGUGUAUUUACCCACGAACACCUGUAUAUGCAUGCAUAUACAAUUACGUGGGUCCACUCGGGUGUUCAUUCUGAGGGGUGUGUGUGUGUGUGUGUGUGUGUGUGUGUGUGUGUGUGUGUGUAUGUGUGUAUGGGCGUGUGUGUAUAGACUAUAUACCUACUCUCAGAAGAGUUUCUGUUGCUUUUGAAUAGGAGUUUGUUUUGUGAUUAGUUCUCCCCUUCCUGAUUCCUUCACAGAUGUGACUCAGCUAGGAAACACUGUCUGUACUAGCUCCGGUCUCCUUCUGACUAGACUGCGGCUCUGAAUCCUGAGCGUGGUGCCUGGGCUCUGCGGCACUCACUCAAUAAACACAUGUGAGAAGAAAGCGA
Molecule: messenger RNA, 2068 nt
Organism: Jaculus jaculus (lesser Egyptian jerboa)
Lineage: Eukaryota; Metazoa; Chordata; Mammalia; Rodentia; Dipodidae
Gene: Prmt8
Product: protein arginine methyltransferase 8
Exons: 10
Coding region: 33-1217 (394 amino acids)
Biological process (GO): peptidyl-arginine methylation
Cellular component (GO): plasma membrane
Molecular function (GO): protein-arginine N-methyltransferase activity
Source: RefSeq, a predicted model, not a curated record